AUGUUCAACUUUUUUGGUGGACUUUACAGGAAGUUAAAGAACAGCAUAUAUAGGGAUCAGUAUAAGAAGGCAUACGGUGACAUUAUUUAUAGACUGAGGAAAACAACACCACUUACGUUACAGGAUAUUGAAAACAUCCAGAAUGCGAUGUAUACUCUACAUGGUGAAAGAGACUAUGUAAGACGGAAAUUCAGGCAACUAAAGAAUGCGAUUGAAUACAGACAGAAAGUUGGUGAUACGAAAAUGAUUAAGAAUGAUGUGAGUUACGUGGUGAAUGGUGAAUUAACAAGGGGAGAGGUUGAUUCAGCAGAAGAAGAGAUGUAUUUCACUAAAAGAAAUACAGAGAAUAAGACAGGUUGUAUAGAACCAAAACACGAUAAAUCCAAGUGCAUAAAAUGUUUAGAGAAACAAAUUCGAGUUGAAUUGCAGAGAAAGAUGGAAUUGGAGAACAGGGCACAGCAGGAGAACAAGGUGAAACGAAUGAAGAAAGCCAAGGCAAGAAAUAUAAACAGAUUUACAACAUUGAAUGAGAAAUUGGGGUUGCCUACCAUAAUAGGAAAAGCAGUAGGAGAUGAAUAUUUUGAUAUGGAUGAUCUGGAUAGUGAUGAAAAGUUAGCAUAUGAAGAAUGGAACAAAAACAAGAAUAAGACACGUGUAGAAGAACCUAAAAAGGAAGAAAUUACGAAUCCGUUUGGGGAGAUCAAGGCAUCGGAAUCAUUUGGUGCUGAUUUAAGCAGAAAUGCUGCUUUUGGUAAUACAAAUAGUAAGGUGACAGAACACAAAGAACCAAAGUUAUUGGACAAGGACAAAGGUGCUAGCUCAUCAUUCAAUGGAUUUACUAAAACAACCAAGCCAACAAUGUUAGGUGAAUUAGGCAGCUCAAACAAUACAUUGACAUCAAAUGAUUUUGGUGGAACCAAUAAUCCAUUCUCAUUAACAUCAGGUAGUUUUGGUAAAGCUGAUAAAUCAACAACAAAGUCAACAACAGGUGGUUUCAAUAACAAAAAUCCAUUUGGUAAUCCAAUGCUAGCAGAUGAAAACAAUUCCAUACAAACAACGGUGUCUGAGAAACCAAAAGAAUCCAACACCAACACUACAGAAAAGAGCGAACUGAAAAACAAUCCAUUUGGAAAUCAACAAUCAAGUGCUACCACAAGUAACAAGUUUACGUUAGUUGAUGAUGAAAAGAAGAGUGAAACAGAACCAAAUAAAACAGAAAGCAUAUUCAACAAUAAGACAGUUGAAUCAGGCACUGAUAAAAACGGCAUUUUUGGAUUCAUGAAAUCGGAUAACAAGUCAACGAGCAACACUCCUGGAUUUGGUGCAGCAACCACAAAUCCAUUUAAUUCAACAACCACAAAUCCAUUUAAUUCAACAAGUAACGAGCUACCUGAAAAAAGCACCAGUCUGUUUGACACCACUGAUAAAAACACAUUUGGAUUUAGUUCCCAACCAACUAAAAGAAAAGUGACUGAAAUUAAUCCACCUACCAACUUCAGUAACCAGAAUCCAUUUCAACAAAGUGAGACCGCAACCAACAAAACACCCCAAUCAUCCCAAAAUGCCCUAGUUAAUAACCCAUUUGACAUCAACAACAUGCAACCAGCACCAGAGAAUGCGCCUAGCAGUUUCAUUGGCUUUGGUGAGAACAACCCGUUUAUGAAUCCAAAGGACACGGACGACACGAGCAAUGCGUCAUUUACAGGCAGAAAACGUGCCAGAAGGAGAAAAUAA
Enterospora canceri is the source of this 1734-nucleotide messenger RNA. Lineage: Eukaryota; Fungi; Microsporidia; Enterocytozoonidae. The record is from the annotation of a GenBank genome assembly.